CAAAAAACACCAGCGAAAGAGAGAACAAAGUGGAUGCAUCAAAAACUCGAAGACCAAAUCGGCUGACGACGGUGUCCGCUGGUUGGCUGCCUAAUAAAUUUAUCAAUCGUCUCUUUGUCGUUUCUAUUGAGUCGCAUAGGUGAAAACAACGGUAUCAUCGGUGAAGCCGAAAAUUGGAAUAGCUAAGGGGAAGUAAAACUGAAAAACUUAACCUUUGCCACCUGCUCGUCGCUGGCGGAAGGAAGUGUAGAAACAUGUUGGCCGGAUUAAGGGAUUUUAUCCACCGCCACCGAAGGAAAUUCAUAACGGGGGCCAUCCUUGGUGGAGGACUGGUUCUGUUUAAGUAUAUCCACUACAAGCUGCGCGAGUUCCAAGAGCGUCAAGCCAAAGAGAUUGCUGAACGAUUCAAGCGGAUGCAGCACUUCGAGUCGACGGAAAGAACCUGCAACCAGACGAUAUUGGGACUGGCCCCUUCGGUAGGGGAGAAAAUUUUGAAGGAACUGAGCACUGGAGAUAUAUUAGAAAAGUUACGAUCCAAGCCUGAUAACAAGCUUGAAUUGUGGGAAGAGUUGAAAAUUCUGGCUUUUGCAAGGAUCGUCGCGUUGGUUUACGCGUCCUCCAUGCUGUCCAUUACCCUGAAAACCCAGAUCAACAUUCUCGGUGGCUACCUGUACAAAGAACAACAAGAUGACAGACAACUGGUCACGAUCGAUAUUCAAACAACAUAUCUGUCAAUGAUUCAAUAUUUUCUUACCGAUGGAUUGGACAAACUGAUGGAUAUUAUUCGGAAAAAUGUAACUGUAGUGAUGCAACGUUAUAACCUAAAGCAGGAACUAACAUUGGCUGAUACCGAAACUCUAUUCUGGUCCAUCCAAAUAAGUUUGGCCAAUGAAGAAAUGGAUCCUAUCAAAUCUAUCGCCAAGUUUACGCUUCCAUCGGAAAUGGACCGAGGCGAAACGCUCGGGAAAAUGUACGAUGAGACUUUGGACGUUCUGGAAAGUGCGGAAGUCGCGGAAGUGUGCCAGGCGAACGUUAUUGACGGAUUCAAUCUGGUCGUCGAUAAACUGGCCGAGUACUACGCCGAGGUCGGUUCACCCCAAACGGUCCCGUCAACAUCAAAAUCUGCCCUCAACGUGGAGCCACUGGCGAACAUCAACAGCAUCAAGAUGAGCCUGGCUAAAAUGAUCCCGAUCGUCAAUGGGCUAACUUCAAAGAUACUGGGCAAAUCGGGAGGAUCGUCCGAUACGAACGGUUUAAAUGGUUUCGAGCAUCGUAACAGUGACAUGAUGGCCUCGCUCGUGUCUCGGUUUAUGCAGUCCAACAAGCUGAAAACAUUCGGAGUGAAUGUGUACGAAACAUUCUGCCAGUAGGAAAUUUUCGUAACAAAAAUUAAACAUUUCAACAUUCGUGCGGUAGGUUCAUAGGUGAUUAAAUUUAAGACUCUAGACUUAAACACAACAGUGUUGGCUUUUUCCUACUUUUUUGUUGCUUUGAUUCGAAUUGUCCCCGGUAGAUGAACAAAUUUAAGCUUCGGGACAACGUGUAAGGAAGUAUCAUUUUCGUCUAUAUUUAUACAAGACAAAAACAGUUAAUUUUUAAUAAAGGUAUUAAGCUACAUAA
This is a messenger RNA of Uranotaenia lowii, 1620 nucleotides long. It is a transcript of the gene Pex3, whose product is annotated as peroxisomal biogenesis factor 3. Gene Ontology annotation, cellular component: peroxisomal membrane. Gene Ontology annotation, biological process: protein import into peroxisome membrane. The transcript has a single exon. Gene Ontology annotation, molecular function: protein-macromolecule adaptor activity. The record is from RefSeq and is a predicted model, not a curated record. Bases 255 to 1370 code for a protein of 371 amino acids. NCBI's taxonomy places the organism in Eukaryota, Metazoa, Arthropoda, Insecta, Diptera, Culicidae.